GCUAUUUAUGUUUAUCUUUAGCUCUUCAUUUUCUUUUUCAUCAACAAGAAUCUUUUAUUUCUCUUUCUGCUGAUUCACUUCCACAGGAAAAAAUGGUGGGUGACAAUGGCUCUAGCCAAGGCGAAGUCAAAACGAGGCGACAGAGAUGCAACAAGAAUGAUUUCUUUCCAGAAGAAUCAUUUAGAAGCUGGGGAAAUUAUGGCAGGGCAUUACUUGAGACCAAAAAGCGACUCCAAGACCGUCUCCUGACACGGUCCAGUGAUGACCUAGAGAUAAAUGAAAUGCGUGCUAGGAGUCAGAAUGAGAUGAAUAAAUCACUAAACUGGGUUGAUAUCAUCUGGUUUGGCGUUGGGGGCACCAUGGGAGCCGGAGUUUUUGUCCUCACUGGACAAGCAGCUAGGGAUUAUGCUGGACCAGCUGUUGUAAUAUCAUAUCUUGUUUCGGGUUUAUGUGCUCUACUAUCUGUACUUUCUUACUCUGAGUUUGCUGUAGAACUUCCUGUUGGUGGAGGCUCGUUUGCUUUUUUAAGAGUAGAGCUGGGUGAUUUUUUUGCUUUUCUGGCUGCUGGAAAUCUUCUCUGUGAGUAUAUAGUAGCUGGGGCAAGUGUGGCGCGUGCAUGGACUUCAUAUUUUGCAACAUUGUGCAACCAAAAGCCUGAUGAUUUUCGGUUACAUGCUCCAUUACUAGCGGACGGGUAUAACCAAUUAGAUCCAAUUGCAGUUAUUAUAUCAGUUGCUAUCUGCAUAUGUGCAUCUCUUAGCACUAAGGGUUCAUCAAGGUUCAAUUCACUUGCUACUGUAAUCCAUAUUGGAGUUAUGGCUUUCAUCAUUAUCGCCGGCCUAACAAAAGCUGAUACCUCUAAUUAUGAAACUUUCAUGCCUUUUGGCAUUCAUGGUGUUUUGAGAGCUUCAGCCAUGCUUUUCUUUGCAUAUGUGGGGUUUGACGGUGUUUCCACAUUGGCAGAAGAGGUCAAGAAUCCAGGCCGAGACAUACCCAUUGGCCUCAUAGGUGCAAUGCUUGUUGUUAUAACAACUUAUUGCCUUGUAGCAGCGACGUUGUGCCUUAUGCAGCCAUACAGUCAGGUUGAUGUUGACGCACCAUACACAAUUGCCUUUGAAGCAGCUGGAUUGAACUGGGCUAAAUAUCUAGUCGCCUUUGGUGCAUUGAAGGGAAUGACGACUGUGUUGCUUUCUAACAUCAUUGGGCAGGCUAGAUAUUUCACUCACAUUGCACGAACACAUUUGGCUCCUCCAUUUCUUGCAGUGAUUAAUGAGAAAACCAGGACCCCGAUGAAUGCCACUAUCAUAAUGACUGUUGCAAACAGUUUGGUUGCAUUAUUCACUGGCCUUGACAUAUUGGCAAAUCUUCUUUCAAUCUCGACUCUUUUUAUAUUUUCCCAAGUUUCCAUUGCAUUGUUGGUCAGAAGAUACUACGUAUCUGGGGAGACAUCCAUCUGCGACAGAAACAAACUCAUUGCAUUCUUGACUCUAAUCUUAGCAUCCGCUAUAGGUUUAGCUAUCUUCUGGGUACAUGGCACGAGUUUUGUGGGCUAUACUGCCAUGGCUGCUAUUUGGUUUUUGUCUACUCUGGGGCUUAAGUUAAGUGUCAAAGAAGCAAGAAAGCCUAGAUUGUGGGGUGUGCCCUUCAUUCCCUGGUUGCCUUCUGCCAGUGUAGCGAUCAAUAUAUUCAUCAUGGGUUCUAUUGAUAGACAAUCUUUCAUCAGAUUCUCGACCUGGACAGGUUUAUUGUUGGUGUACUACUUUUUUAUAGGAUUACAUGUUACGUAUGAUGCAGCGAGAGAAGCUAAAAAGGAUCCUAAUGCAGCACAAGCGGCCAAUGUUGAAGCUGGGAUAUCUUCGUCAUCUGCACCAACUGCUGAAGUAACAGACAGAGCAUAGUAGCUGUUAAGUGUUCAUCGGAAAGAGUUAAAGUCAGUAAAGCUUGUCCAUAAUUUUCAACUUAAGUGUUGAUCACUUUGAAGUGCAUUUUUUUUCUUUUGAACAACAUUUGAUGGACAAUUGUACGAAUUAGUAAUUAUAUAUUUUGCAGAGUAGAAUCAA
Molecule: messenger RNA, 2060 nt
Organism: Daucus carota subsp. sativus
Lineage: Eukaryota; Viridiplantae; Streptophyta; Magnoliopsida; Apiales; Apiaceae
Product: cationic amino acid transporter 1
Exons: 2
Coding region: 93-1898 (601 amino acids)
Biological process (GO): amino acid transport; transmembrane transport
Cellular component (GO): plasma membrane
Molecular function (GO): L-glutamate transmembrane transporter activity; L-lysine transmembrane transporter activity
Source: RefSeq, a predicted model, not a curated record